GCAGGUGCAACAGCGUUAUCACAACAGCCGCUAUCGUCUCUGGUGGAGAGGCUCCUGAGGCUGCAGCAAGGCCCGCAGAUACGUUUUCUGAUAGAGGAACGAAGCAUUUAGUCCUUUUUGUUGUCGGACAGUCUGGAGGACCGUCGACAUGACGCUGAACCAGAACAACUCCGAGUCCGGCGGAGUCAUCAUCAACAACAGUGAAAGUGUGUUGAUGAACCAUGAUAACGUGGAGCUGGUUUUCUGUGACGCCGACAGUCUGCCUGAAGCCUUCAGAAAGAGCAAGAAGGGCAGCAUCUACCUAACUCCAUACAGGGUGAUCUUUCUGGCUAAAGGACGGGAUGCACUGCGGUCCUUCAUGAUGCCCUUCUACCUGAUGAAAGGCUGUGAGGUCAAACAACCUGUUCUGGGAGCCAAUUACAUCAAGGGAAGCGUCAACGCCGAGCCUGGAGGCGGCUGGGAAGGCAGUGCUACGUUCAAGUUUGUCUUUGCUGCUGGAGGAGCUAUAGAGUUUGGCCAGUACAUGUUGCAGGUGGCAGCUCAGGCGUCAAGAGGUCAGCCAGUGACGUCUGGGUUUGGUGGAUGCCCCUACAUGGCCAACGGGGCCUACGCUUUCCCUCCUCCCCCUGCUAAUGGGAUGUACCCUGCCGGACCUCCACCUGGCUACUCCUACCCCAACCCUCCUCCACCAGGUGGAUUCUACCCCAACCCCCCAGCGUUUGAUGCCUCUGCGGCUUACAUUCCUCCGCCUCCUUAUUCUGCUCCUUUGGGCCAGCAGCCCCCUCAUGACCCAGACCUCCCCUCCUCAGCAGCAGCGGAGGCCAAAGCAGCUGAGGCAGCAGCGAGUGCUAGCUGUGCCACACUGCCUCCUACACAUGUGUAUCUGCCACAGGACAAGCCUCCUCCCUACUCCCCUCCAGAAGACAAGAAGAACCAGUAGACGUGUGUGAUGUCCUCAUUCCUCUCUGUCUCCUGUAUUCUCCAUCCUACUGGAUCACCUCUGUCUCAUUCCAUUAACUGGACAUCAGGACGGCCAAAGUUUUCCUUUUUAACAUUACUCCCUCUUUCUCAUCUUCCCAGUCCCCUUCCAACUCGGCCCUUUUGCUUUCACUCUUUACUCAUUCCAUCACUUUCCUGUCUUAGCAUUCCUUUAACUUUCCUUUUAAUGUUUCGUAUAUUGUAAUCAUUCUCUUCAGAAGCACCUUUACUUGAUGAAACUGUAAGUAUUGGUAGCAGUCUUUGAGAGAAACAAGAAGAUUGUUCUGACCAAAGUUGUCAGGAUUUGGGGCUUUUUUCAAUUUAGCUGACAAAAACUUUGUAACCUGAAUAGCUAUUUUAGCAUUCAUUGCCUUGCUGGUGUCCCAAAAAUCAUACCGCCACCCUAAACUUUAGAUUCAGCUACGCAGUGAAGUUCACUUAUAAUUUUCUAUGACUGUCUGUUAAACAAGACUGAAUCGGAUGAUGUUAAUUACUUUGCUAAUCUAUUCAGAGGCAAGCUGAAUGCAGUGUUUUAUUUUUCUAUUAUUUGUGUGUACAGGCUUUUAAUAUGUAGACUUUUAAAGAAAUGCAAUAUUUUCUCAUGAACACUAACCUAGAGAAAAACUAGCUUUUGUAAAGAGAGCAGAUUGCAGGGUGGCCCGGUCUGCUUCGAUAUGUUUUAGUGGAGGAGAGGACCACAAAGAUUAGAGCAGCGUCGAGCCCCGGCAGUGAAUCCCUGAUCCUGGAUUAGAGCAGAGAGGGACCUACUGCCAGGAGGGAUUAUCUUUAUAAUGUACAAGAGCAGAGCAGUCACCCAGUGAUGUCACUUCCUGUUUUGUCAUGUCUCGGAUCAUUCGAGAACACUCUCGGUCAGACUCACGGCCAGCCUGCUUCACCUUUCAUUCUUCUAACGUACAUUUUAAACAUUACAGCAACCAAACAAGACCAUGAGAGGAUUGUCACUGUUUUUACUUUCUGUGGUCGUGAUCUUAACUCUCCAGUUUAAGAUCAGUGUUUAAAUGUGAUCUGAGCAUCUCAGCAUCUGAGCCUCACUCUUCCUUCCUCUAUGGUCACUAAUCUGUAUACUGUAUCUGUGGCACAUCCGUGGCUGAUUCUUUGCACUUUCAGAAUGCUAUGCAUCAGGCUCCUCUUUGCUCUGUCAUGGCUGUGUGUAUAAUAAUAAGCUCUGUAUUUAUUUCAAACUAAUUUAUUGAAUAAUUAAUGUAAAAUGGCUCAAAUAAGAAAAUCAAAGCAUGAUCUCAACUAAUGCAUGUAUGCAGUGGAUUGGAUUUUAUUAAAUGGAUCUUGAUUCAUG
This is a messenger RNA of Chelmon rostratus (copperband butterflyfish), 2293 nucleotides long. RefSeq names its product WW domain binding protein 2 (gene wbp2). Gene Ontology annotation, biological process: positive regulation of DNA-templated transcription. Gene Ontology annotation, cellular component: nucleus. The transcript is spliced from 8 exons. Lineage: Eukaryota; Metazoa; Chordata; Actinopteri; Chaetodontiformes; Chaetodontidae. The record is from RefSeq and is a predicted model, not a curated record. Gene Ontology annotation, molecular function: transcription coactivator activity; chromatin DNA binding. The coding region runs from base 149 to 940 and encodes 263 amino acids.